Molecule: messenger RNA, 957 nt
Organism: Ipomoea triloba (trilobed morning glory)
Lineage: Eukaryota; Viridiplantae; Streptophyta; Magnoliopsida; Solanales; Convolvulaceae
Exons: 4
Coding region: 258-611 (117 amino acids)
Molecular function (GO): metal ion binding
Source: RefSeq, a predicted model, not a curated record
AACUUAUGAUUCUGUCCCUCCAAAAUUGAUUUAUCUCCAUCUAUCUAUGUAUCCUCAAUAUUCCCGACCUUGUUUUCCUAUAAAAGAUCAACUUCUCAUAAAGAUGGGACUCCUCUUUCAUUCUACAAGGUCUGUUCAUAAAUCGUUUUCAUUCUCAGAUUAAAUUAUAAGCCUAUCUAGCCUGGUCUGGCCUUCUUAAUUACUUCAAUUUCUCAGCUCAUCAUCAGCUCGAUCGAUCUCACAAUUCAACCAUUGAUAUGAAGAAGAGGAAGCCCAACAAGAAGCCAAUAAUAAUUCCGAAAGUCACGCUUGCAUCCAUUGAAUCCUUGGCCAUACCUCUCGUGCAGGAAGUGGUGUUCUUGGCGGACUACCGGUGCGCCAGGUGCCAGAAGAGAGUGGCCGAAGUUAUGUCCAAAAUGAACGGAGAAACAGAAUCAGUGGUGGUGAGCGUGCUGGAAAAGAAGAUCACAGUAACCUGCAAAAUUCCAAGGGUCAAGAUUUUUAAUCAAAAACCUCCUCCUGCUGCUGCUGAUGUUUCCAUUUUCUGCAAUCCUAUUAACAAAGUUGCUUCCGUUUUUCUGGCUUUCUUUCAUCCUUCCCGUACUACUUGAUCAUAUCACUUCAAUUCCCGGCCACUUAUGUACUAUAUGUAAUAAAGAUACAUAUAUAGCUCUGCAUUUGCAGGAAUCCCAACCCCGCCCCCAAAAAAACUACAAUUUUUUUUCACAGAUUUCCUUUUAUAGAUCGAUUGAAAGUCCUUAGUUUGACAUACAGCAGUUAGUUUGUUUCUACUUUUUAUAUAUAUUAUUCUCUUUAAUUUUUCAUUUCUGGGAUUGUACUUGUAAACUGAAACCUAGCUUAAAGUUGUUCCAUCCAAAAUGAAUGUAAACAAGAUUGGUGUACUGUACUUAUUAACUUCAUUUGCUUUCUAUGUUUAAUUUCAGCAAUUGUUGGCAA